GGAGACAAGUGGGGUCGAGAGCGACCGAGCCUGAAUAACCUGGGGAAUUCAUGGCUCUUAUUUCUCCUUGUGUUUGACCCGGUGACGGUGGGAGUCAUCGAUUUCUCCUUCUACCUGAAGAACGAUGAAGAGAAUAGCGGCUGCUGUGAAAGGGAUGGCCAGAUAGCUGCGAUCCUGGAUCAGAAGAACUAUGUGGAGGAACUAAAUCGGCAACUCAAUUCUACAGUCAAUGGUCUCCAGGGCAGAGUUGAUACACUUGAGAAAGCAAACACUAAAUUGAUUGAAGAGCUGGCGAUCGCAAAGAACAGCAUCAUUCGACUACAAGAGGAAAAUCUUCAGUUUCGCAAUGAGAACAUGCACAUCAUAAUGAAAACCCAACAGCACAUGGAGGUGGUGAAGCUGGAUGUAUCUGCUGAACUGGAGACCUACAAGGACACGAGACAGGGCCAGGACGAUAUGUACAGCGAGGCCCGCAGGCAGCUCAGGGAGGAGGCACAGCUGAGACAGGAAGUGGAGAGUGACUUGUUGGCUCAGGUAGGUAUGAAGCAUGAGAUGGAGCUGGCUAUGAAGCUGCUGGAGAAGGAUGUUCAUGAGAAGCAGGACGCUCUGAUCAGCCUCCGAGAGCAGCUGGAGGAGGUGAAGGCCAUCAACGUGGAGAUGUUCCGCAAAUUACAGGGCUCCGAAGAUGGCCUAAAGCACAAGAGUGAGAUGAUGGGCCGACUGGAAGAGAAGACCAAUCAAAUCACGGCAGCCAUGAAGCGGAUGGAGCAAAGAUUGCAGCAAGCAGACAAGGAGCGACGCUUGGCCGAGGACGGCAGCAGGAAGUUCAAGCGGGAGCUGGGCGACAAGGUGGACGGUCUGCAGAGACAGAUCGUACAGAAAGAGCGGCAGCUGCAGCAGCUGGAGACUGACCUGAAGAUUGAGAAGGAAUGGAGAUAUGCGCUGCAGUGCGAUCUGCACAAGGAGCGCGAGACCAUCUCCGAGUUGCGAGCAGAGACCCAGCAAAUGAACGCCCUCAAAAAGGAAUUCCUCCGCCUACAGGAUGAGAACCGGCAGCUACAGAAGAUCUGUACUGAGCAGGAGCUGGCACUGCAGGAAUUGGGCUUGCAGCUCCGAGAGUCAAAACUGAAGAUAGAAGAAAUCAAAGAAGCUAACAAAGCUUUGCAGGGCCUGGUGUGGCUGAAGGACAAAGAGGCCACAAGCUGCAAACUGUGUGAGAAGGAAUUCUCCAUUUCAAGAAGAAAGCAUCACUGCAGAAACUGCGGGGAGAUUUUCUGUAACGCCUGCUCUGACAAUGAGCUCCCGCUGCCCUCCUCACCUAAGCCUGAGCGCGUGUGCGACACAUGUCACGCCACGCUCCUCCAGAGCUGCUCCUCCAACCUCUCCUGACUUCCCGUCAGCCUCGGCAUUCCUCCCGCCUACCCGGACAACCUCCCACCGUCUGUCGUAAAAUCAAGAACUUUUCAGUUUCGUUUUUGUUUUUCGCGUUCAGCUGGGUGUCUGACACAUGCGGAAAUCCAUCAUCGUUGCUUGA
Callorhinchus milii (elephant shark) is the source of this 1534-nucleotide messenger RNA. RefSeq names its product RUN and FYVE domain containing 2 (gene rufy2). Gene Ontology annotation, molecular function: metal ion binding. The transcript is spliced from 14 exons. Gene Ontology annotation, cellular component: cytoplasm. The record is from RefSeq and is a predicted model, not a curated record. NCBI's taxonomy places the organism in Eukaryota, Metazoa, Chordata, Chondrichthyes, Chimaeriformes, Callorhinchidae. The annotation marks the transcript as partial.